AUGGUGCUGAAAGCAAGUCCGGGGCUGCGGGGCGGCGCAUCUGUUGGGAACUUCGCCUCAGCCAUGGCUGCAGGGCUCCGGUGCAGCCUCUUGUUGGCUUCUUUUGUCUUCUUGCGGGGAUGCGCCCAGAAUUUCGGGCAAACACGGUUUAUCUGCACGUCGGUGCCGGUGGAUAUGGACAUGUGCACGUCUUCUGUGCAGACCGGCAGCGCGGAGGAUCUGAAGACCACGGUGCUACAACUCCGGGAAACGGUGCUUCAGCAAAAGGAGACCAUCCUGAACCAAAAGGAGACCAUUAGGGAACUGACCACCAAGCUGGGCAGGUGCGAGAGCCAGAGCUUGCUGGAGACAGUCCCCGGUGAAUCCAAAACCAGUGGGGGCUCCAACCGGAAGCAGACUGGUUCUUCCAAAAACACCAUGGGAGAUCUCUCCCGGACUCCAGCUGCAGAGACCUUGAGCCAACUUGGGCAAACUUUGCAGUCCCUUAAAACAAGGCUAGAAACAUUGGAGCAAUUCAGUAGGAUGAAUUCUUCAAGCCAGACCAAUUCCUUGAAGGAUAUACUCCAAAGUAACAUUGAUGACUUAGAGAAGCAAGUGCUGUCCCGAAUUAACAGCCUGGAGGAAGGAAAGUACAACCCUAAGAAUGAGACCGAAGAAAGAGGGAAAAUAGAAAGCACUUUAACGUCCCUUCACCAAAGGAUCAGUGACCUAGAGAAAGGUCAGAAAGACAACAGGCCGACAGACAAGUUUCAGCUGACGUUUCCCCUGAGAACCAACUACAUGUAUGCCAAGGUGAAGAAAAGCCUGCCAGAGAUGUAUGCCUUCACGAUUUGCAUGUGGAUUAAAUCAAAUGCCUCCCCAGGUGUAGGUACACCUUUCUCUUAUGCGGUACCCGGACAAGCCAAUGAGUUGGUGCUUAUUGAGUGGGGCAACAAUCCCAUGGAGAUCCUGAUCAAUGACAAGGUAGCAAAGCUCCCAUUUAUCAUUAACGAUGGGAAAUGGCACCACAUCUGCAUCACAUGGACAACCCGGGAUGGUGUCUGGGAGGCGUAUCAGGAUGGUGCACUGCAAGGCAACGGGGAAAACCUGGCUCCUUAUCACCCCAUCAAACCUCAAGGGGUCCUUGUCCUGGGACAGGAACAGGAUACCCUUGGUGGGGGAUUUGAUGCCACGCAGGCAUUUGUGGGAGAACUGGCCCACUUCAACAUCUGGGAUCGCAAGCUCACCCCAGGGGAGAUCUACAACCUGGCCACUUGCAGCACCAAAGCCCUGUCGGGCAGUGUCAUAGCUUGGUCCGAGACCAACAUUGAUAUUUAUGGCGGAGCCACCAAGUGGACAUUUGAAGCCUGUCGUCAGAUCAACUGA
This is a messenger RNA of Eublepharis macularius, 1365 nucleotides long. It is a transcript of the gene NPTX1, whose product is annotated as neuronal pentraxin 1. The transcript is spliced from 5 exons. The record is from RefSeq and is a predicted model, not a curated record. Gene Ontology annotation, cellular component: plasma membrane; neuron projection. The coding region runs from base 1 to 1365 and encodes 454 amino acids. Lineage: Eukaryota; Metazoa; Chordata; Lepidosauria; Squamata; Eublepharidae. Gene Ontology annotation, biological process: axonogenesis involved in innervation.